ACUGUUUUGUUGAAAGUCGGGCUGGUAACACCCUUCUUUUCGACGAAGCGCUUAACAAAAAAGAAAAUACGGGCCCAUACGGCUGAUGCGUAUAUUAUUAAAGCUGCUCUUCAGAGUUAACAAAAUGGGCACAACAUGCGGCACAACAUGCGGCACCACAACGCACACUUGGCCAGAUGCUGGCCAGCUGCCCUGCCUCAGUUAUUUUGCCACGCAGCAAUUGGAAAUGUGCAAGGAGAUAAAGAAACCGAGCACAAAGGGCGAUGACGUUGACUUUGGCAAGUUUCUGACGGCUUCCGAAAAAUUCCCAAUUGAGUUUGGCACCAGUAGCUGCCGGGUGAAAUCGCAACCUGUGGAGCGCAGGCAAAUGAUACGGAAGCAGAUUGCAUCCGCCUAUCCGAUCAUACACGAACUGACCCUCCUGCUCUACAUGAACUUUCUGGAGCAUAAGCAAAAGUAUGGAACUGCCCAAGAGUUGAGUGUCUUUGGAAACAUUUCGAUAACUGAAUUCGUGCAGCGUUUGCUCAGCAAGCGUUGCGUCUACUUCUUCGACGCGUCAGACUCAUACCUUCUGUUAGAUGGAAGCAGGGGCCAUGGUGGUUUCGAGCAAAUUGGCAGCAGCAGCGAGCGUGCUCCACUUUUGUUGAGGAACGUGCUCAGCUAUGAUGAAAUCAAGCUGUCGGCUCUUUUGUAUGUGUCCACGCACUCGGAGUUCAUCAACGAUGGCUCGCGCUUCAAUAACGGAAGAGUGGAAGAGUCCAAGUCCAAGAUUGAGAUUGAAGGUGUCAUCAUGGGUCUCAUUGGUGCCCGUUUCGAGCGUAGCAAUGUCAUGGAGUGGGAGGAUAUAAUGAUAACGCCCGAACAAAAUAAAGCAAGUCGGGGCUACGGAGCCAGUGACAAUGAAAGCAAGGGACGUCUGCAGGAUUACCGUCGCAUAUGGCGUGACUUCUAUAUGGAGCCCAUGGAUUUUUGCUUUGAUGACGACGUCGUCGCAUCGGAUAAUAAGCGCUUCAUUAAUCUGGGCAGAAACACGUACUUUGACAAGGUGGUCAUGGGCAAGCGCUUUGCCAUCAGCUUCGACACUCUGUUAGUGGAGGCGGAGGCGCGUGCCGUGAAAGCCGGCAAGCCGGCGUAUGUCCACGUCGUCGGCAUUGGAUUGGGCGUGUGGAAGGCGGCCCCGCAGCAGGAGGAGAUCUUUUUGGAGACCUUCGAGCAGCGAUUGCGUGCGCUCAGCGAGCGUCUGACACACAUUGGCGUCGUGCAUUUCUCGUGGUUCCAUCUGGACAAAUGGGGUGGCUUGUACGAUGGCGCAAGCAUUGCAGAGCCCAAGCAUCCGUUGGGUGGCAUUAAGGUGCGUAUCGCUGUACGCAAUCCGGCCGACAAGCUCGCGGAGAACAUGCUGCCCAUUGUCACAUACGCCUGGGAUGGCAACGCACUGCCAGGCAACGAGUUUUGGGCGAAAAGUCUCAGCGGCAGUGGCGAUCCAGCAGCUGCCUGCUCCACGCUAAUCUCCGAACUCCAAAAUGCACACAUCAACAAGGAUUACAUGUGCGGCAACAAUCUGCACAUUGCGACACUUGAACACGGCGUUCUCCAUAUUGCCGACUAUGCUGAGAAAUUGCUCGCUUAGAUGCAAUUAUUAAGACUGAAAUCUCAAUGCGCAAAGCGCAGAACAUGUGGAACAUUUGGCAUUUAUUACUUGGUUAUUUGAUAUGUAUCUUUAUCAUAUUAUAAAUAACGCGUUAAGGAAAUCUUUUCUUAACAUAACUUACUUAAAUGAUACUCAAUGGAUAAUUCAAAAUUACUGAAACAAGAGGAGCAGUGCGAGUUUCUCUACAAACAUUUGUAUGUAAAGGGAUUUAUCUCUGCAUGGAAAAUAUUAAUAUUUUGUCUUUUUAUACAAUUGACUUGUAGCAACUAGCAAUAUGCUAAGGAGACUUCAAAUAAUAAAGCGUUCCGUUAGCUGUCACUUUGAA
Messenger RNA from Drosophila grimshawi, 1976 nucleotides. RefSeq lists its product as uncharacterized. The transcript is spliced from 4 exons. Bases 86 to 1630 code for a protein of 514 amino acids. The record is from RefSeq and is a predicted model, not a curated record. NCBI's taxonomy places the organism in Eukaryota, Metazoa, Arthropoda, Insecta, Diptera, Drosophilidae.